Messenger RNA from Exaiptasia diaphana, 602 nucleotides. RefSeq lists its product as uncharacterized. The record is from RefSeq and is a predicted model, not a curated record. Lineage: Eukaryota; Metazoa; Cnidaria; Anthozoa; Actiniaria; Aiptasiidae.
UCCCAGCCCGGCGCAACUUCUAAAUCCAAGAUGGAGGAUCGAGAAGCUAUUGCGGAAGUGCUACCUCACGAAAUCAAAACUGCUUUAUUCCAGAACGUUAUAAAACAUUAUCCCAACACAUGACACAAGAMGUGUUUUCUCUACAUUUAGAGAAAAUUCRGAUAGAUGGGAAAAAGAAAGUGGAAAAAGAAUGGGUAGAAAUGGCCAACCCUGAYUUCGCUGAAUUUCACCUCAAAUUGAAAGCAAUGACAUCUGAUCAAUGGCAGACUGUGUUUGAGCGAGAGUUGACCAAGCAGUUUCCCGAGGAGGGUCCCYUGUGGCGAUUUGUAAUGCUAAAGGAGCAGUUUGAUCCUGAGGWUGAAAUGUAUUAUCAGGCRUUUGUCCUCUCUACGCACUACCUCGUGUGUGACUCCUAUUCAGGGUUCUCCUUCUUUAAAGAUUUCCUUGAAAGUAUCAGUCAGCAGCUCGAAGGUUUGACAUUGGACGAUAAAGUUUUAUACCCAGUACAGCCAUCUCUUCCAGAAUUACUGAAAAGACAUAUAGAAAUGUCUCAACCAGCCAUUUUGUACACAAUUGGCAAACGUUUUGUUGAGAAAAUAGUC